Molecule: messenger RNA, 3549 nt
Organism: Austrofundulus limnaeus
Lineage: Eukaryota; Metazoa; Chordata; Actinopteri; Cyprinodontiformes; Rivulidae
Product: mitogen-activated protein kinase-binding protein 1
Biological process (GO): negative regulation of canonical NF-kappaB signal transduction; positive regulation of JNK cascade
Cellular component (GO): cytoplasm
Molecular function (GO): protein binding
Source: RefSeq, a predicted model, not a curated record
ACUGACAGGGGAACCGAGUUCAGACGUUCUCACCACAUGGUGAUGAAAACCACACUUUACGACAUGGCUGUAGACGCCACCUGCAGGUACGCAGCUGUUGGCUGUCAGGACCGCUGCAUCAGGGUUUUUAACAUCAGCAAUGGCAAACAGAAGAAGCUCUACAAAGGAUCUCUAAGUGAAGAUGGCAGUCUGCUCAGGGUUCAGAUUGAUCCUUCGGGUCAGUUUGUAGCCACCAGCUGCUCCAAUAAGAACAUCUGCAUAUUUGACUUCUACACUGGGGAGUGUGUCGCCACCAUGUUUGGACAUUCUGAAAUUGUCACUGGGAUGAAGUUUACCAAUGACUGCAGGCAUUUAAUCUCUACAUCAGGAGACAGCUGUGUGUUCGUGUGGCGACUCGCUCCAGAGCUGACUAUCGCCAUGAGGGAGAGGCUGCAGCAGCUCCGACAGAACCCCAACUCGGUGCCUCGCGAGUCCCCCGGCAUCAGGCGGGAGGCGUACAGCGCCCCGGCUCUGGUUGAUCUGUGCUCUGACAGCGACCAGGAGCAUGAGGAGGAGGAGGACAGAGUGAAGUAUGUCCUCGCUGACAACAUAAGCAAUACUUCCUCUGGCAGCAGCCACAGGGGCGAGGACACAGGUUCAGAAGAAGAAAAGACCACAGAGUUGAGAAAGCAUGAAGCCAUUACCCAGGUCGGUCCUGAUGCCACCAAGCGCCCCCGGAGGUGCUGGUCUCGACGUAUGGGCUCCCUGGAAGUGAUGAUAAGAUCCAUGCUGGACCUGAGACAGCUGGAGACAUUUGGACACAAGAGGAACCUCAGUCCAUCUACUGAUGACAAACAGAGCGUGUCCAGCCUGCAAGAAACUGUUCAGGUGGAUGAAAGAACCAGGAGGCACCGGCUCUGGGUGUCCUCCUCAGCCAAGUGUGUCAAAGAGACGGACACAGCAGAGAACGAGGACACGAGUCUCACAGAAAGUGGUUACACUGUGUUGGAGCAGAACUGCGGCCCAGCGGGCCGAAGGAUCCGGACUGACAGCCAGGACAGCCGCAGCCCGGACAGCGCAUGCUCCAUGGACUACGACAGCACAGAAUCCAGCCAGGACCGAGUCCUGCAUGAUGCUGGUUCGUUGGUCGGCUCUGAUGAUGAGAGUGAGGAAGAGGAGCAGGAGCCAGAGAGGAAGCCGGCCGAGGUGACGAGUAUAGACGAGGCUCUGAGGACGGUGAAUGACGGUCCUGAACGUGAGCAGGAAGACUUCCUCCGGCAGAACUUUGAAACCCUGGUGGAGAGCAGCAGCACAGCUGAGCAGAGCAGAGUCCUGAGGCUCAGUAUGUCCUCACGCUUCCUGGCCAAAGGACACAACAACAGAGCUGGGCCUCCGUUCUCCAAAGUGACCGCAAAGGAACAAGACGGCAGAUCGACUAAUCCUCCGGUGUCAAAAGUACGUCCGCUGACAGGAAACAGCGAGAGCAGAAAGGCCGAGGACAGACUCUCCGUGUCUCCUGUCAAAUCUGAGAGGACUCCAGAGAAGGAUUCUCCCUUCAAACACCGACCUGUGAAGAAGAAGAGUUCAGGGUCCGCCCUCUGGAGGAUGUCAAACCCGCCAACUCAAGCUCCACCGAUGCUGGACCAAGCUGCUUGUCUACAGAAGUCUCGCUCCGCUCAGAACCUGACUACAGACUCUUCUCGCUCCUCUGCGCCCUCUAGUGUCCAAAAGGAGUUGUGCGUGAGACCUCAGCAGCUGACCCUGACUAACAUCACUCCCAGGUCGACCUUUACCUUGUCUCUGCCCUCCUCUGGGUCUCCACACUCUCCGUGGGAGAGCCCCAAACUGAAGCCCCAGCUCUCCUACAUGAACCCCACAGCCAGCUCCAUGGCCAAAACCAACCGCUCCUCCUCCUCCUCCUCCUCCUCGCUGGGCGACGAUCUCCAGUCUGGAUCUCCGCCUCGCUCCCCACGGAGCAGGAGGUCAUCAGAGGAGGCGCUCUCCUCGACUCUCGCCAGGCUCCCGUCGUCUUCCUCCUCCUCCGCUGCCCCUCCCCGCACCGUGACGGCGUCCCCGUCCCAUCCGACCCAGAACGGCCCGCCGUCUCGCAUCCCGCUCCCGAGGCAUCCUCUGGGCGCCCGGCGCAGCCUGAACCUGGACGUGAGGCCGAGCCCGAGCCCUCUGAAGGCCUCUGCCUCCGCGGUGGACGUGGGCCGAGUCGUUUCACCUCCGGAUGUAAAAGCAGAAGCACGGUGCAGACACCUCUACCUGCCUUUUGAUCCUGCCGGGCCAGGCUCUCUGUCUGUGAAGCAGAAACAGAACUCCGGUUCUGAAAGUGCCAAAGAAGGCGGUCAGUUGCUGAAAGAGCGCCCCCUGGUGCCUGAAGAGAACCAAACACUGACUCCACACUCAGAUUUCUCAGUCACCUUGGAAACCUGCAGACAGGCCAUUACUGAUCUUCAUAAGAGUCUGAGGAGAACCAUCCUUCUGUUUACUACGUUGCUGAAGAGCGAGCCGGCAGCCUGUGAGGAUCAGCAGGAGAUGAGGAACGUCCUGUUCGAGGCUCUGGUCCUGGUGAAAACCGAACUGCACUCUCUGCCCCUCUGCUCCUCCCGGCGCGAAGGUUCCCAAGACUUAAAGUUAGGAGGGGACAAGACCCUGGCUCUGCUGGAGCAGUACGCCGAGCUGCUGCUGAAGUCUGUGGAGAAGAGACGGGACACCGAGUCCUGAAGAGACCGAGCCGUGCUGGAUCAGCAGCGCUGUGACGGGUUUGCACAAACAGCUUCGUGUAGAAACUGAAAUGUGACGAGGCGCCGUCACGUUGGGAAAACAAGAUGCUGAGUUUUAUUCUUGCAAUAUUUUUGUUGCCCUUUUUCAUGUGGACGUAAAUUUUUGUUUUAUAUAUAUAUAUAUAUAUAUAUAUAACAAUCAGUUUCCAUUCACUUUUCACACACAAAAAAAACACGAGAAAAAUGAUUAAGUUGAAAACUUUAUGAAAUAUUCGUUAAAUAUGUUCUGCUUUUCAAAUCGUGCUUUAUUUUAAUUCUUAAUCUGAUAAAGAAAAUGUUGAUAUAGAGGAUUUAAAUGRGUCCUAUGUUUUAUAUUUGCUGAUAAAACCUCUUAAAGAAGGAUAUUAGGUUUAACAUGAACAGUUAAUAUCUUACCUGUUGUUGAUAACUCUUUGAAUGACCUCAGUUUGGUGAAAGAAUUCUGAGUGUGUCCCACUGGGUAGACCCAGAACUCGUGCAUCGUCUUCGGUCUGGGAACACCUCAGGGUCUCCCAGGAGGAGCUGGAGAGUGUUUCUGGGUACGGGGAUGUCUGGGUUUCUCUCCUGGAUCUGUUGCCUCCUCAACCCAACAACCAAAAAUUGUUAAAGAUGCCAUGAUUUGUGCCAAACAUCUGUUUCUUAAUGCAGAAAAGCUCCAACUUCUGUGCUUUUUAAAAAUGUUUUUAACACCUAGAAAUUAACAGUUUGUCUGAAUUCUUUACACAUUUUUAGCGAUUUUCUAUUUCUCUAAUGGAGAUUUAUCUGUAUAGUUAAAAAAAAUAAACAGAAUGCCAAACUCAAA